This is a messenger RNA of Vicia faba (fava bean), 1965 nucleotides long. The record is from the annotation of a GenBank genome assembly. NCBI's taxonomy places the organism in Eukaryota, Viridiplantae, Streptophyta, Magnoliopsida, Fabales, Fabaceae.
AUGUCUUCUCCUCCUUACCUAUUUCCUCAAACUCAAUCAACCAUUCUCCCAAACCCUUCCAACUUCUUCUCCCAAAACUUGCUAUCCACACCCCUCCCUACAAACUCUUUCUUCCAAAACUUUGCUCUCAAAAAUGGUGACCAACCUGAAUACAUUCACCCUUACCUCAUCCAAUCCUCAAACUCCUCCCUCUCAGUUUCAUACCCUUUACUCCUCUUCUCAACAGCAUUGCUCUACCAGGUUUUCUCACCAGAUCUCACUAUCUCAUCCACACAACAACCUCAAACAAACAUAAACCAUGUUAUAUCCUCGUACAGUGAUCUUGGUGUGACUCUUGAUAUUCCCACUUCGAAUCUACGAUUUUUUCUCGUUAGAGGAAGUCCUUUUGUAACUGCUCUAGUCACAAAACCAACACCUCUUUCAAUCAAAACUAUUCACACCAUUGUUUCUUUCUCUACAUUCGAUAACAAGAAAACCAAAUAUACACUUUCACUCAACAAUACUCAGAAAUGGAUCAUAUACACUUCUUCACCAAUUAACUUCAACCAUCUCGGUUCCGAGGUUAUAUCCGAUCCAUUUUCCGGUAUAAUUCGUAUUGCAAGUGUUUCUAAUUCGAAUAAUGAGAAAAUUCUCGAUGAAUUCAGCUCGAGUUAUCCGGUUUCGGGCUAUGCGAAGAUCGAGAAUAAAUUCGGUUUAGUUUAUAAAUGGGAGACUCAAAAUUCCGGUGAUUUACUCAUGCUAGCACACCCUCUUCAUGCUAAGCUUUUGUCUAAUAGUAAAGAUCAUAAGGUUACUAUUUUGAACGAUUUUAAGUAUAGAAGCAUUGAUGGUGAUCUUGUUGGUGUUGUUGGAAAUUCAUGGUUGUUGAAAACCGAUUCUUUUAAUGUAACAUGGCAUUCUAGUAAAGGUGUUACAAAAGAAUCAUACGAGGAAGUUGUUUCUGCUCUUGAGAAAGAUGUUAAUGAGUUGAAUGUUGCGUCGAUUACGACGACUUCGUCGUAUUUUUAUGGUAAGAUUGUUGCAAGAGCUGCAAGGUUUGCUUUGAUAGCUGAAGAAGUUUCUUAUGAGAAAGUGAUUCCGGUUGUUAAGGGUUUUUUGAAGCAAACUAUUGAGCCAUGGUUAGAUGGAAAGUUCAAAGGGAAUGGUUUUUUGUAUGAGAAAACUUGGGGUGGAUUGGUUACUCAACAAGGGGUGAAUGAUGUUGGUGCUGAUUUUGGUUUUGGUGUUUAUAAUGAUCAUCAUUAUCAUUUAGGUUAUUUUCUUUAUGGAAUUGGAGUUCUUGCAAAGAUUGAUCAAGAUUGGGGACAAAAGUAUAAGCCAAUAGUUUAUUCACUUUUGAAAGAUUUUAUGAACUUGGGUCUAGGGGAUAAUCCAAACUAUCCAACUUUAAGGAAUUUUGAUCCUUACAAGUUACAUUCUUGGGCUUCGGGGUUGACCGAAUUCAGAGACGGAAGGAAUCAAGAAAGUACGAGUGAAGCUGUGAAUGCGUAUUAUUCAGUUACGUUAAUAGGUUUAGCUUAUGGUGACGAAGAUCUGGUUGUGGUUGGAUCGACACUUUUAGCGUUGGAAAUUAACGCGGCGCAAUCUUGGUGGCAUGUGAAAGCCGAGAACAAUGUGUAUGGUACUGAUUUUGCUAAACAAAAUCCGAUUGUCGGAGUUUUGUGGGCGAACAAGAGAGACAGUAGUCUUUGGUGGGCUUCGUCGGCGUGCCGUGAAUGUCGGCUUAGUAUACAAGUUUUGCCAUUGUUGCCUAUCACUGAGAAUUUGUUCAAUGAUGGUGUUUAUGCUAAGGAGCUUGUGGAAUGGACAUUGCCAACUUUGAGUAAUGAAGGGUGGAAAGGGUUUACUUAUGCUUUGCAAGGUGUUUAUGAUAAGGAAAAUGCAUUGAAGAAUAUUAGAACUUUGAAAGGUUUUGAUGAUGGAAACUCUUUGAGUAAUUUGUUAUGGUGGAUUCAUAGUAGAUGA